This is a messenger RNA of Eublepharis macularius, 1251 nucleotides long. RefSeq names its product transcription factor COE3-like. Gene Ontology annotation, biological process: regulation of transcription by RNA polymerase II. Lineage: Eukaryota; Metazoa; Chordata; Lepidosauria; Squamata; Eublepharidae. Bases 1 to 798 code for a protein of 265 amino acids. The transcript has 3 exons. The record is from RefSeq and is a predicted model, not a curated record. Gene Ontology annotation, molecular function: DNA-binding transcription factor activity, RNA polymerase II-specific; RNA polymerase II cis-regulatory region sequence-specific DNA binding.
AUGAAGACUUUGCAGUUCUGCAAAGGGGCACCCGGACGCUUCGUCUACACAGCCCUGAAUGAGCCAACCAUUGACUACGGGUUCCAGAGAUUGCAGAAAGUUAUCCCACGACACCCUGGGGACCCUGAACGUUUACCCAAGGAAGUGCUACUCAAGAGGGCGGCUGACCUGGUGGAAGCGUUGUAUGGAAUGCCACACAACAACCAGGACAUCAUCCUGAAACGGGCAGCUGACAUUGCCGAGGCCCUGUACAGCGUCCCUCGCAACCCCAACCAGCUGACCUCCCUGGCUGGGAACCACGCCCACUCAGGCAUGAUGGGCGUCAACUCCUUUGGGAGCCAGCUGGCCAUCAAUAUCAGCGACUCCCAGGGCUCGGAGCAAGAUAACAAAGGAUACACACGCAACACAAGCAGCAUCUCGCCGCGAGGUUACGUGCCCAGCUCCACCCCACAACAGAGCAGCUAUAACACCAUCACGUCCAGCAUGAAUGGUUACGCGGGGACUGCCAUGACUAGCCUCGGGGUGCCCGGGUCGCCCAGCUUCCUCAAUGGCUCCACUGCCAACUCCCCCUAUGCUAUCAUACCAUCCAGCCCCCCACUGGGAGCCUCCUCCAUCGCCAGCUCCUCCACACCGGCAGGCGUCUUCUCCUUCUCUCCCGUCAACAUGAACUCCGCCGUCAAGCAAAAAAGUGCUUUUGCCCCCGUAGUCCGGCCGCAAGCCUCCCCGCCCCCUACCUGCACCAGCGCCAACGGCAACAGCCUCCAAGCCUUGUCCGGUCUCAUCGUACCACCCAUGUGAGCCAGGGACGCCUACUGAGCCUUCAGGAAGAAUGGAGCAAUGGACUGGCGUCCCCCCCUGGCCCUUGGACUGAAAAAGCAUGGGCAUUGCUUAUGAGAUAAGAGCUCCUGGAGCACCCCAGCUCCUUCUGACUCGGCUGCAUGAUUUACAAGAGGCUCCCCCUUCUGGUGGGAGGCUGAAAUGUAGCCGGAGAAGCCCAGGAAGGUGAUCUUCAUCCACAAACCGUGAAUUGUGGGGGGUGGGCUUCGUCCUCAAGGAGGAUAGUGAUGUUGGGGCUAGGGUGAGAGUGUUGGAGGGGGGACUUGGCACUGUCAUCCUUCCCUCCCAGGAGUUUCUUUUGCAUCCUGCACCAUUUCUCGCUGCUUUGGUUAAAGGACCACAAGCAAAAAGAUUCCAUCGUCCCGGUUGGGUUUCCACUCAGGUAGAUUUGCUCCCUGCCAAGAAUGGAACAUU